Messenger RNA from Podarcis raffonei (Aeolian wall lizard), 2013 nucleotides. Its product is annotated as beta-1,4-galactosyltransferase 3-like. The record is from RefSeq and is a predicted model, not a curated record. Gene Ontology annotation, biological process: carbohydrate metabolic process. Bases 446 to 1522 code for a protein of 358 amino acids. Lineage: Eukaryota; Metazoa; Chordata; Lepidosauria; Squamata; Lacertidae. Gene Ontology annotation, molecular function: glycosyltransferase activity. The transcript is spliced from 7 exons.
AGCAAGGCAGGAGCCCUAGUGGACUCCGAUUCCCAGCAUGCAACGCUAACCCCACAGGGAGGGCCUAGGCGUCACGUUGCAUCUCGGGAGCUGUAGUCCUAGAAACCCUUGUUAUGCAAAGAAACACGGGGAUGAAGCGAGGAGGUGGGCGGGUCCCGACGACAGCCCUCUGGACGGAAGUGCCUGCACACGCGCGUUCUCUCAGGCGGGCAGAUUGAAUAAUAGAAGAAUGGAUAAAGAUGCAUAGAAGAUGUUUAAAAUCUAAGAUGUUUGAUCUGCAAUAAUAAUAUAGGUUGCAUUAUAUCCUGUGAGAACUUUGGGCAUUUUUCAAAGAUGCUAGCUCCCUUAUUCAGCUGCCCAUCGAGAACAUUUACUGUUCCAUUGCACUGUACCCAUGAAGUUAAAAUGUCGGUGUGUCUUGAAGAAUUAAGUGUUUAGCCUAAGUAUGGCUUUUGGAAAGAAAAUGUCCCUUUCUCGAGUAGAAAAUCCCUGCUUUCUGCUUUUUUUGAUAAUCUUUCAAGCAAUAUUCAUCUUGAUCCUGUACCGAGGCAGCAAUUCAACUGUAUAUCGGACUUCUUUUCCGCUACCUCGCCCAUUGGACUAUUCAAAAACAGAGGAUGUCUAUACAAAUCUCAGUUUGUUCACUCCUGCUCCUGAUAAGGCAACUAUGCGGUACUGCACUGAGUCACCAAUAUUGGUUGGACCCUUAGCUGUCACAUUUGACACACUACCCAGUGAAGAAAUGAUCAUCAGCAAAAACCCGUAUGUCCAGUCAGGUGGUCACUACAGCCCUCCCCACUGUGUGGCUCGCUACAAAACUGCUGUCAUUGUGCCACACAAGAAUCACGAGAAACACUUGCAGCACUUCCUCUAUUAUCUCCAUCCCUUCCUUCAGCGUCAGCAGAUUAACUACUGUAUCUACUUGAUUCAUCAGGCUGGAAGUGGCCCAUUUAACCGAGCAAAGCUUCUUAACGUUGGAGUCCGUGAGGCCAUGAAAGACGAUGACUGGGACUGCCUGCUUCUGCAUGAUGUGGACCUCAUUCCAGAGAAUGAUUAUAAUGUUUAUGCCUGUGAUGAUUAUUUCCCCAAACAACUGUCCACUGCUAUUGACAAGUUAUACUACAGUUUCCCAUACUGGUCCUUUUUUGGUGGUGUAAUUGCUUUGACCCCAGAGCAUUACAUGAAGAUAAAUGGGUUUCCAAAUACCUUCUGGGACAAAGAUGGUGAAGAUGAUGACAUUGCUGAAAGGAUUGCUAUCGCAGGAAUGGGAAUAGAUCGCGUUCCACUUUAUGUUGGGCAUUACAAAAUGAUAGACUAUGGACAAGCUGCUGAACGUGUACAGAACCUUAAAAGGCCUGCUGAACUGAACACUAAAAAAAUGUGGAGAGAUGAUGGGAUGAAUUCUUUGGAAUACAAACUCUUGGGAAAGAAGAAGUACCGUUUGUAUGUUAACAUUACUGUGGAUAUUGGGGCUGCACCCGUCCUACCACCCGAGGACAAAAGCAAAGGAAACAAAGCCUGACUCUGGCAGCAUUGGACUCUUGCAGUGCUGGAGUUUGCUGGGUACAAAAGGAUUGUGCGGUACGCAGACAUGAAGAUGCAUUUUUAAAGCUUCUAUUUACAAGUAAAAUAAUAAUAAAGUCACCACGAAUGAACACGCAAGUAUUAAGUUUGUGUAUUUUUGGAAAAGCAUGCAGCCAUUGUAAAGUGCGAUGUCUACUGAACCCUGCACUCUUACUCACCUGCACAGUUCUUGAAGAACAAGUGUUAGAUCUUAUAACCAGUUACACUGUGAUGUGGAUACUUGACAUUACUGUAUCCUCUUAACCGUAUGAAUGUAACGUAAAUUUAUGUGUUUGUUCUAUUUUUAGACAUCUUUUGCAUUAUAAAUUCUGUUCUCUUGCACCAGUGUUAAUGCUUUAAGGUGGCAGUUAAGUAUUAAAUGUGUUUCAAAGUGUUAAUUUUGUAAAAGUUUAUUUUUCAAUGAAUUUAAAUAAACUGCACUGAGUAUUA